Messenger RNA from Ectocarpus sp. CCAP 1310/34, 507 nucleotides. The record is from the annotation of a GenBank genome assembly. NCBI's taxonomy places the organism in Eukaryota, Phaeophyceae, Ectocarpales, Ectocarpaceae.
AUGACAGAGUGUACGAAAAGCGCGGUCAUGCUAGACGGAGAACUUUCUAAAUUCUUCGACAUGGAGCAGGGGGUCCCACAAGGUUGCACGCUGUCCCCAACAUUGUUCCAGGUGUUCAUCAACGAUCUGUUGGAAGUCGUAGAGGCAGUCCGGAAGGGAGUAAAAGUAGGGGACACGGAAACGUCGGUUUCAGGAAUGCUGUUUGCGGAUGAUUUUGUCGGUAUGUCGGACACCCCUGAGGGACUGCAACUGCAAAUUGACGCGGCGAAGAAGUUUACUGAUAAGUGGAGAUUGUCUGCCAACGUUAAGAAGAGUGCCGUCAUGGUAUGCAACGAGAACAAGGAGGAACCAGUAGAACAUAGAUGGAAGUGGGGGAUCGAGGAGAUUGCAGUUGUUGUUUUUGUCUUCACAUUAAAAACCGUUCCGAUCUCUCUCUUCCCAGUGCCUUCGUAUGUCCGUACUGAUACAACACUCGACGCGGUCGAUUCCCGUGGUACACUCAAAUAA